This is a messenger RNA of Nothoprocta perdicaria, 3504 nucleotides long. RefSeq names its product Rho GTPase activating protein 45 (gene ARHGAP45). Lineage: Eukaryota; Metazoa; Chordata; Aves; Tinamiformes; Tinamidae. Bases 1 to 3504 code for a protein of 1167 amino acids. Gene Ontology annotation, biological process: signal transduction; activation of GTPase activity. The record is from RefSeq and is a predicted model, not a curated record. Gene Ontology annotation, cellular component: membrane. Gene Ontology annotation, molecular function: GTPase activator activity. The transcript is spliced from 23 exons.
AUGCUCGGCCGGCGGCCGGCGGGCAAGAACAGCUACAGCCCCCGGGCAGCGGGGCGACAUGGGGACAAGGGCGCCGCGGGCCAGCCCUCUCUGGACUCGCUGCCCCAUGCGCCCCGUGUGCGCCUCACGGACCUGUCGCGGAAGGACUGCCUGGACGCGCCGGGCUGCAGCCUGGCGGAGCUGUCCACGGGCAGCGCCAAGCUCAGCAGCAGCCCCAGCGCCGCGGGCAACCUCAAGCGCCCCACCAGCCUGAGCCGCCAUGCCAGCGCCGCCGGCUUCCCGCUCACCGCUGCAGCGCCCCGCGCCCUGCCCAAGGGCCACAAGACGCCCACGUCCUACAGCCCCAUGGAGGGCGGCGAGGGCCUCUUCAUCGACGUGGAGGACAUCUCGCAGCUGCUGACGGACGUGGCGCGCUUCGCCGACGCGCUCGAGAACCUGCGCGACGUGGUGCUGCGUGACGAGCCCAAGGAGUCGCAGCGGCCGCAGGCCCACGAGUGCCUGGGGGAGACGCUGCGCGUCCUGCGCCAGGUCAUCAACAAGUACCCGCUGCUCAACACCUUGGAGAUCCUCACGGCUGCCGGGACCCUCAUCUCCAAAGUGAAGGGCUUCCAUUACGAAUCCAACAAUGAAGCGGACAAGCGGGAGUUCGAGAAGGCUGUGGAGACCAUUGCAGUGUCCUUCAGCAGCACCGUGUCCGAGUUCCUCAUGGGGGAGGUGGACAGCAGCACCAUCCUCUCCAUCCCGCCCAGCGACCAGAACCAGUCUAUGGAGAACCUCUAUGGUGGGAUCCCCGGUCCUGGUGGAGAUGGCCUGCCACCCGGCAUGGAAAGCUACAGCAUGGUGCGCCCGCCCGCCGAGGAGGUGGAUGUCCUGCUGCAGCGGUGCGAGGGCGGCGUGGACGCUGCACUCCAGUACGCCAAGAACAUCUCCAAGUACAUGAAGGACCUCAUCGGCUACCUGGAGAAACGGACCACGCUGGAAAUGGAGUUUGCCAAAGGGCUUCAGAAGAUGGCAAACAGUUGCAAGCAAACCAUCACCCAAGAGACCAGUAUGCCCUUCCUGUCCAUCUACUUGCUGGCUCUGGAGCAGGACAUGGAGUACGGGACGGCGGUUCUGCAGGCGGCCAACACUCUGCAGCACCAAACCUUCCUGCAGCCACUGGCAGUGAGACGCCUGGAGCACGAAAAGCGGAGGAAGGAGAUCAAGGAGCAGUGGCACCGGGCACAGAGGAAACUGCAAGACGCCGAGGCCAACCUGCGCAAGGCCAAGCAGAGCUACAUGCAGCGCUGCGAGGAGCACGACAAGGCCAAGUACGUGGCGGUGAAAGCCGAGGAAGAGCAGCAGAACCCCACCAGCGGCAUCACCUCCAAAACCCUGGACAAGAAGAGGCGGCUGGAGGAGGAAGCCAAGAACAAGGCAGACGAGGCAAUGGCCACGUAUCGCACCUGUGUCGCCGACGCCAACACGCAGAAGCAGGAACUGGAAGACACCAAGGUGAACGCGCUGCGGCAGAUCCACGAGGUGAUCAAGCAGAGCGACCAGGUCAUCAAAAUGGCCACUAUCUCCUUCUACCAGAUCAUGCACAUGCAGACCGCCCCGCUGCCCGUCUACUUCCAGACACUGUGUGAAAGCAGCAAGCUCUACGACCCGGGGCAGCAGUACGCGUCGCACGUGCGGCAGCUGCAGCGGGGCGACGAGCCCGACAUCCAGUACGACUUCGAGCCCUACGUGUCCCACAAUGCCUGGUCUCCCUUUGUUCGCACUCGGAAAGGCAGCUUCAAUGCCAGUGACUUUGCUACAAAUGCCAGUUCUGAUGGAGCUGGGCUGCCCAAAGAUGGGAACGUGUCCGAUGCAGGGGCUGGAGGCAAGGAGCAGCAGAGCGGAGCUGACAGGAGAGGUGGGAGGGGGCAUCAGGUCCAUAAGUCUUGGCCGACCACCAUCACCGAGGGGGACGGCAGCCUGGAUUCCAACGCAGGUGAAUUCAGCCACAAGCUGCAGCGAUUGUCCUCCAACGGCACCAUGUCCUCCAGCGAGGAGCUGCAGGAGAAGGAGGAGAACGCCGCCUCCUUCGAGCAGAGCAUCAACGGCAUCACCCCAGAAAUGGCUGCUCCCACAGGACCUUUCCGAAACGUUGGCUUAUCCAAGGCUGCCCAGACUCACCGGCUCAGGAAGCUCCGCACCCCUUCCAAGUGUCGGGAGUGCAACAGCUACGUUUACUUCCAGGGAGCAGAGUGUGAGGAGUGCUACCUCGCCUGUCACAAGAAGUGUCUGGAAACUUUGGCCAUCCAGUGUGGGCACAAGAAACUCCAAGGGAAGCUGCAGCUUUUUGGGCAGGACUUCACAAAGUCUUCGCAGAGCAGCUCGGACGGAAUCCCCUUUAUCAUCAAGAAGUGCAUUUCUGAGAUCGAGAAGCGGGCACUGAAAACCAAGGGCAUCUACCGAGUUAACGGUGUAAAGACUCGUGUGGAAAAGCUUUGCCAGGCAUUUGAGAACGGGAAGGAGCUGGUGGAGCUAUCGCAGGCCUCCCCUCACGACAUUAGCAAUGUCCUGAAGCUCUACCUGCGGCAGCUGCCCGAGCCCCUCAUGCCCUUCCGCAUGUACAACGAGCUGGUGGGCCUGGCCAAGGAGAGCCUGGCGGGCGGCGAGGCCAAGGGCAGGGGCGGCAAGGGGGGCCCCGAGCUCGCCGACCGGGGCCCCGACACCGACACGGUGGUUGUGACGCUGGUGCUGAAGCUGAAGGAGCUGCUGAAGGAGCUUCCCUGGGAGAACAUGGCCACGCUGCAGUACCUGCUGCAGCACCUGAGAAGGAUCGUGGAAGUGGAGCAGGACAACAAGAUGACCUCGAGCAACCUGGGCAUUGUCUUUGGACCCACCCUCAUGCGCCCCAGACCCACAGACGCCACGAUUUCCUUGUCCUCACUGGUGGACUAUCCCCACCAAGCCCGCAUCGUCGAGGCGCUCAUCAUCUUCUACGCAACCAUCUUCGAGAGCAGGGACCCGGCGCUGCUGCUCGAUCCCGGCAAACGCGGCGCCGAGGCGGCGGCCGGCGGCUCCGCCGCGGUAGGAGAGCCCUGGGGAGGAGCGAGGCCGGGGCGCUUGGGGCUUGAAGCCUUGGCCCCCCACGGCAGCGCCGCCUACCUGGAAGCAGCCGCCGAGAAGGGGGCCCUGGAUUACGGCGCCGACUCGUAUGGAGAGCCCGGCGACCGCUCCGGUGACUCCGACUCCGAGCUGGAGGAGAGCGCGGAGCUGCCGGCGGCCGCGGAGCGGAGCCCGCUCCGAAAGCAGGGCAGCGAAACCAGCACCGAGGACACUCCGUUCUGCGACGAGGGGAGCGAGGGCCAGCGCAGCCGGACGAGCAGCACGGGCCAGUGGGACACGGAGCGCACAGCUCCCCGCGCCCGCAGCCCUGUCGGGGAGGAGCAGAGCGACCCCGAGGAGGGUCCCGACAGCGGCCGCCGCGCCGCGCACACGGACUGCGCCGGGGGAGCCCGCGCUCUGGAGUAG